AUGCCGAAUCUCGACGUCGGCGCGUUCCCGAAAUGGACUUCGCGAAUUUUUUCAAUUCUCGCCAUUUUAUUCAACGUGAUACUCAUUAUAGUUAUUCGUAUAAGGAGGAGCUCGCAUAUUGGCGGCUAUCGGCAUCUUUUGAGUUGUUUCGCUGUUUUCGACAUUUGCUACGCGGUUUUUGAGCUCUUCGUGGGAACGGUAGGAAAUUUUUUAAAGAAAUUCGAAGUAAAUGAAUAUUUUUUAGGCGGUUCUUAUUCAUAAAUCAUGUUUUUGUGUUUUUACUCGCGAGAGCUUCAUAUCGGAGGUUUCAUUUGAAUGAAAAUUCGGGAUAAUUUGCGAAUGUAGAAUGGAUUGAUGCGUCGCGGCUGCGUUGCGUUUCGAACCGACUCAUAUUAAUUGAACUCGUUUUUGAAUCGGGCGCAGCUUCGAAGUAACCGCUACGCGUUCCUGAGCCCGAAAGGCGUGUUUAUUCAGAUCUUACUUACUGAAAACUUCGGAAUUCAUUUGCAACAUUCUUGAACUUGUCAGAAUUUUUCUAUGGCUCAAAAAAAGCGAAGGAAACAUUUAUUCAUGAUUUAGUCGGAAAAAGAAACACGCUAAUCAAUUAUAUUUCUUAUUUAAAAGCAGGAAAAAGUCUCAUUUGCUACUCUUUUCACAUCCACUAAAUCCACACAAUUCGGCUCUCAACCCUGCGCCAUUCUUGCAAUAAACCGUGCCGCUCUUGCAGUCAGCCACGCCUACUGACAACGGCUGUUCUGCUUACGAAGUGGUGAUUUUAAGCUGCGACCGACCGAAAACGGUUCCUACCAUUAAAAAUCUUGCGUCAGCGGUACAAUCCAACAAGAACCCCAAUGCGUUGAGCCAUUCUAAUGCGACCAAAAUUAUCCGACUAAUUUUAUUUUUCAGACCCCAAUAUUUUCCAUCGCACUAGUUUCUCUACGAAGUUCUUUGGUUGGAAUGAGCUUCGUUUUGUUGGCAAUCCAUUUUUUCUACCGAUAUUAUGCCGUUUGCAGGUAAUAACUUUGAAAAUCGAAAUCUCAAAAAAUAUCCAUUUAAGACCCACCAAAAUGCACCAUUUCCAAAGGCCUUUUUACAUCCUUCUAUGGUUGAAUUUAUUUCUCGCCCAUGGAUUUUUGUGGUUCGGAAUCUCACUUUUGAAUUUGCCGACUAGUGCGACGCUGGUGUUUAUGCGGGAAUCUUUCGAAAAAACGUAUUUUAUUCGCGUUGAGGACGUCGGAAUGAUUUGUUUGUACUAUUUUGUAAGUUUUUCUCGCACUUUGCUCAGAAAUAUUCUAUUUUUCAGAGUCCGGAAAGGUGGACUAGAUUUGCUAGUUUGACUGGUGUCGCCUUAGGAUCCAUAACUGUCCUAAUAAUUGUGUAUCUUUAUAUUUAUCUUACCCUGAAGGUUUGUUUUCUAUAUUAUUUAGUCAUUUUCCAAAAAUGUUGAAAGAAAGGAACUCCAAGUUGUGGAAAUCGGAAAAAUAGGUCCUUGCAAAUAUUAUUUUCCCCCUAGAAGUUGAAACCAAAAUUUAACGUUGCAUACUUUUGAAUGCAAGUUACUUUAUAUGAAUAAAGUAACUCUGAAACAGAUAGUUCGAGCAUUGGAGACUCUGACAAUGAGUUCGUCGAUGAGAAACCUUCAUCGUCAAUUAUUGCGAGCUCUGGUUAUCCAAACUCUCAUCCCGAUCUUUUCGAACAUUUUGCCCUGCUCCGUAAUUUGGAUCACACCAGUUUUCGAGAACGACGAAAUCGGGAGGUUAAAUUUUUUUUUUAAGAGAAAUGGGAAAAACGGCGUUAGAGAUUCUUUUCUUUAGGAAAUGUGACUUAUAUUUGCAAUAAAGUUUCAGUUUAAAGAGGUUUUCAUCGUUUAAUAGCCUUAAAUGAACAAAAAGCCGGAUUUCAUUCUUUUGUGAUUUAAUAAAUGGGUUACUUGGACUUUUCAGAAUAUUUUCGUUCAAAAGUCGCUCUAAAUAUUCAUUUUGCGUUCAAAACCAAUCAACAGAAACCCCAAUUCCAGAGCUUUUUUCCUCUUCGAACCUGAGAAAUUUGAAAGUAAGAAUUGAACAUUUUGAUUUUUUUUUUGAGCCGUCAAACUGUAUAGUCUGUUCUCACUGUCAAGUGCAAUGACGUCACUCGAAAAUGCUCUGUGGGUGGCUCGCUCUCUGAUUGGUUCAUCGCGCCAUUAGGGGCGGAGCUUAAGCGACUACUUGACUUUCAAAAUCUGAACAGACUAUACCAACUUUGCCUAGAACGCUGUUUGAUCAAAAACUCACUUUUUUUAUAAUAAAAUUAGAGAAUUUUUCCAGUCACUACAAUCACAUAAUCGUCCCAUUGCUGGGAAUAUUCUGUUGGCUGGACCCGAUGGCCGUCCUUUUUGUCAUAUCCGAGUACUGGCACACCGCAACUUAUUACUUGAGAAGCAUUUAUCAAAAACAUUCGUCUUCCAUUUUCGCCUAUGCACCCUCCGCCGUGUCUUCAAACACUUUUAUAUAA
This is a messenger RNA of Caenorhabditis auriculariae, 2493 nucleotides long. Lineage: Eukaryota; Metazoa; Nematoda; Chromadorea; Rhabditida; Rhabditidae. The record is from the annotation of a GenBank genome assembly.